AUGAGAGGAAGAGAGACAAUUGAUGCCAUCUUCAUAGUAAGACAGCUACAGGAAAAGAGACUAGAGGGAAACAUAGAGCUAGACCUAGAGAAAGCAUACAAUAAAAUCUCAAGAGAAGUGAAGCAGAGGAACUGGUGGGAAGAAAAGUGGUGGUGGAAUAGAGAGGUGCAAGAAUCAAUCAAAAGCAUUCAAGGACUAGAAAGGUCAGCAAUAAGCCCAUUUUUGUUUGUGCUUGCCAUUGAUGUGUUAAGUGAAGAGAUCAGGAAUGAAGAGCUGUGGGAGCUGUUAUAUGCAGAUGAUCUGGUGAUUACUGCUGAAAAUGAGGAGGCCCUACACAGAAGUGUUGGAGAGUGGCAGGAGUAUUUAGAGAGAGGUGGCUUAAAGGUGAAUGUAAAUAAAACAGAGGGUUUGAUUCUGCUCAGAGACCCCAACGUCGGAAAGCUCUUCGCAGCAUUAACGAGAACCACCAACUUCAGGUUAUGCAACGAGGUCAGGAGAGGUCAGGUCAUGGCGCAGGUGGAUGAAGGGGGAUUGGGAGGGGUGGUGGGGAUGAGCCUAACCACUAACCAUUCCAUUUCCCUCUCCGAAGUGGAGAUGGUUACGUCAUGGUAA
Molecule: messenger RNA, 612 nt
Organism: Macrobrachium nipponense
Lineage: Eukaryota; Metazoa; Arthropoda; Malacostraca; Decapoda; Palaemonidae
Exons: 4
Coding region: 1-612 (203 amino acids)
Source: RefSeq, a predicted model, not a curated record